Messenger RNA from Oryza sativa Japonica Group (Japanese rice), 1589 nucleotides. Its product is annotated as alcohol dehydrogenase-like 7. Gene Ontology annotation, biological process: formaldehyde catabolic process. Gene Ontology annotation, molecular function: S-(hydroxymethyl)glutathione dehydrogenase [NAD(P)+] activity; zinc ion binding. The record is from RefSeq and is a predicted model, not a curated record. Gene Ontology annotation, cellular component: cytosol. NCBI's taxonomy places the organism in Eukaryota, Viridiplantae, Streptophyta, Magnoliopsida, Poales, Poaceae.
AAGCUCUCGGCCUGCACACAAAUGCCUUCAACCUCACUCCCUCCCUUUAUAUAUUUCAGACAUUCACUACCGAGCUACAUCGUCCCUUCCAAGUAGAGCGCCGCGCCAACAGAAACCUCUUUACUAUCUCCUCUCUCUCGCGUCCAUGGCGGGUCAGAUCCCCCAACCCAUCCGUUGCAAAGCGGCCGUGUGCAGGGCCGCUGGCGAGCCGCUGGCCGUCGAGGAGAUCGUCGUGGACCCGCCCAAGGCGCACGAGGUCCGGAUCAAGAUCGUCUGCACCUCGCUCUGCCACAGCGACGUCACGUUCUGGCGUAUGCAGGAUUUCCCCGGCGUUUUCCCGAGGAUUUUUGGGCACGAAGCCUUCGGGGUGGUGGAGAGCGUAGGGGAGCAUGUGGAAGGGUUCGCCGCCGGCGACCCGGUGGUGCCCACGUUCCUGGGCCAGUGCACCGAGUGCGUGGACUGCGCCUCGGAGCGGAGCAACGUGUGCUCCACGUACCGGUUCGCGGUGCGCCCCGGGAUGCCGCGCGACGGCACCGCCCGCUUCCGCGACCGCCACGGCGCCCCGAUCCACCACUUCCUCGGCGUCUCCAGCUUCAGCGAGUACACCGUCGUGGACGCCAACCAGGUCGUCCGCGUCGACCCCGCCGUGCCGCCCGCCACGGCCUCCCUCCUCAGCUGCGGCGCCACCACCGGGGUCGGAGCAGCGUGGAAGCUGGCUAAAGUCGAGCCGGGGUCUUCGGUUGCUAUCUUUGGCCUCGGCGCCGUAGGAUUAGCGGUAGCUGAAGGGGCCAGGAUUUGCGGUGCGUCAACGAUCAUCGGCGUGGAUUUGAACCCUGAGAAACAUGAACUUGGAAAGAAGUUCGGUGUGACGCACUUCAUCAAUCCACAAGAACUUGGGGACAAACCUGUCAGCCAAGCGAUCAUCGAGAUGACUGACGGUGGCGCGGACUACUGCUUCGAGUGCAUCGGGCUGGCGUCGGUGAUGAGCGAUGCAUUUCGGAGCUCCCGAGAGGGAUGGGGCAAGACGAUCAUUCUUGGCGUCGAAAUGCACGGUGCCCCUUUGUCCAUUCCUUCGUUGGAGAUCCUCAACGGCAAAUGCGUAAUGGGAUCACUCUUCGGAGGGGUGAAACCCAAGCAGGACAUUCCCAUCCUGGCCGACAAGUAUCUGAACAAGGAGCUGGAGUUGGACAAGUUCAUAACUCACGAGGUUCCCCUGAAGGACAUCAACACGGCAUUUGACCUUCUGUUGCAGGGGAAGAGUCUCAGAUGCACCAUUUGGAUGGACAAGUGAUGUGGCUAAGUGAAAUUGCAAUUGAGCAAACCAGUUGUCUACUUAAGUUUGCUGCCCACUUCAGUAGGUUACAAUACAAUUAUACAAAUAACUGGUUUGACUGCUGCCCCAAGAAGAUUUGUGUGUAUAAUGACUAGUGAAUUUUAACAUCGUGUGUCAAAUCAUGUGCGUUCAGACUUUAUUGAUAUACAAAAUCACUCUCUGAAAUUCAUCUGUGUAUUCUCAGUCAUCUGAAUUCUGCCUGUAACAGCUUUCUCAAAAAAUGGAUCUCCAGGUGAAUAAAUGAUUGCUUUCUUUA